Molecule: messenger RNA, 1707 nt
Organism: Sphaerodactylus townsendi
Lineage: Eukaryota; Metazoa; Chordata; Lepidosauria; Squamata; Sphaerodactylidae
Gene: GALK2
Product: galactokinase 2
Biological process (GO): galactose metabolic process; carbohydrate phosphorylation
Cellular component (GO): cytosol; cytoplasm
Molecular function (GO): galactokinase activity; ATP binding
Source: RefSeq, a predicted model, not a curated record
GGGAGCAAAACGAGGAAGCCCCAGAGGAGGAGGAGGGAUUUUGCGUCCAUGCCGGAAGGGAAACACUUCUGUGGUCCAGGAUAUUAGCCUGAGAGAUUUGCAGGGCGGCUGGAAGAGGUGGGGGAAUCCCACUGUUGCAAUUUGAGUGUCCAGCAUUGCAAAAGGCUCAUUAUGGCCGCGGAUCUGCCCCCCUCUUUCUCGGUCCAGCUGGUGGAAGAACCCAGAUUGUUGAAGCUGAAGAAGAUGUUUGUCUCUAAAUUUCAAUCAGCCCCCAAGUUUUAUGCUCGAGCGCCGGGGCGCGUCAACUUAAUAGGAGAGCAUAUUGAUUAUUGUGGCUACGCUGUGCUUCCAAUGGCUAUUCAGCAAGAUAUACUUAUAGCAACUGAACCUCUAAGCACUCCAGUUAUCCAUUUGGCUAAUACAAACCCUUUGUACAGGGAUUUUAGCACUAAUGCUAACAACGUUGAGAUUAAUCAAGCCAAACCUUUGUGGCACAACUAUUUCCUGUGUGGAUUCAAAGGAAUUGAGGACUAUUUUAGUCUUGACUGCCCAAGUGGAAUGAAUUGCCUAGUAGAAGGUAGCAUCCCGGCAAGUUCUGGUCUGUCUAGUUCCAGUGCUUUGGUCUGCUGCGCAGGACUGGUGACACUUCUGGCAAAUGGAAAAACUCUUCCAAAGGUGGAACUGGCCGAACUUUGCGCCAAGAGCGAACGUUACAUCGGCACGGAAGGCGGCGGCAUGGACCAAUCCAUCUGCUUCCUCGCGGAGAAAGGAACUGCCAAGCUGAUAGAGUUCAGGGGUCCUUUCUGAGGGCGACACGUGGACGCCAGGCUCUGUCCAGCAGGAGUGGCGUUUGUUAUUGCAAACAGUUGCGUUGAAAUGAACAAGGCAGCGACUUCUCAUUUCAAUAUCAGGGUGAUGGAGUGUCGUCUGGCCGCAAAGCUUUUAGCAAAAUCCAGAGGCCUGCAUUGGAAAGCAAUGGCAAAGCUACAGGAUGUGCAAGUCGCAUUGAAACUAAGCUUGGACGAAAUGCUGACCGCCGUUGAGGAAGUAUUUCACCCGGAGCCUUACAGCAUCGAGGAAAUUGGAGAACUCCUCGAAAUGAGCCCCAAAGAGCUGCGUGUCCAAAUCCUCAGUCAAAACACACAAGACGUGACCAUCUUUAAAUUGUACCAGCGUGCUAAGCAUGUGUACAGCGAGGCUGCCAGAGUUCUAGAGUUUAAGAAGAUCUGCGAGGAGGCCCCCGUGGGUGCCGUCCGGUUGCUGGGGGAUUUGAUGAACCAGAGCCACGCCAGUUGCCGAGACCUCUACGAAUGCAGCUGCCCUGAACUGAAUCAGCUGGCGGACAUCUGUCUGCAGUUUGGAGCGGUUGGAUCGCGCCUGACCGGGGCCGGAUGGGGUGGCUGCACAGUGUCAAUGGUUCCUGAAGACAAGCUGGAGAGAUUCCUAGCAAACGUAAAAGAGGCUUAUUACAAGAACAGUGACCAAAGGUUAGCAAUGGAAGAAAACAGUUUGUUUGCUACCAGCCCAGGCGGUGGAGCUGCGGUAUUCCUUGAGGCCUAAAGGAUGCCAGAUUUUUUUAAAAAAAGAUUCGGGGCAUUGGGAAAUUGGCAGGACUUCUCUGCCACAAUAAACCUUUUUUUAUUGUAAUAGGGAAUAGCCAUGAUCAUGAUGCAUUCUCAGAAUUAAAUAUAGCUGUAAUAAUUUUCA